CGCGGAUUCCGGCUGGGGAAAGGUCCUGUAGCUGGACGUUUCGGGUCGCGCCUGCCUACGUAGAGAAAAGCGUUCCGGGCCGCGCCUACACACCACAGUUCCGGGAGAGGUGAGGAAAGGUGGGGUCAGCCAUUGUCGUCCGGUUCGCGCAGAGUCCGCUGCCGGAGGCCCGCAAUGUGCGCUGUGCUCCGCCAACCCAAGAGCGUCAAGUUGCGAGCCCUACAUAGCGCGUGCAAGUUCGGCGUGGCGGCUCGGAGCUGCCAGGAGCUGCUGCACAAGGGCUGCAUCCGCUUCCAGCUCCCGGUGUCGGGCUCCCGGCUGUGCUUGUACGAAGAUGGCAGGGAGGUGACCGAGGACUACUUCCCGGGGCUCCCCAACGACACUGAACUCCUGCUGCUUACUGCUGGCCAGACCUGGCAAGGCUAUGUGAAUGACAUCACUCGCUUCCUCAGUGUGUUUAAUGAGCCACAUGCUGGGGUCAUCCGGGCUGCACGGCAGCUGCUGUCAGAUGAACAGGCCCCACUGAGGCAGAAGCUGCUGGCCGACCUUCUGCAUCAUGUCAGCCAGAACAUCACUGCUGAGACCCGAGAGCAGGACCCAUCCUGGUUUGAAGGUUUGGAGUCUCGAUUCAGGAAUAAGUCUGGCUACUUGAGAUAUAGCUGUGAGAGCCGGAUCCGGGGCUACCUGAGAGAGGUAAGUGCAUACGCCUGUGUGGUGGAUGCAGCGGCUCGAGAAGACUAUGAGCGGGUCCUUAGCUCCAUGUGCCAGAAGCUCAAGUCUGUGAAGUACAAUGGCAGCUACUUUGACAGAUGUGCAAAGGCCAGCAGCCGCCUCUGUACUUCAGAAGGCUGGUUUUCCUGCCAGGGCCCCUUUGACCUGGAUAGCUGUCUUUCCAAGCACUCCAUCAACCCCUAUGGCAACAGAGAGAGCCGGAUCCUCUUCAGCACCUGGAACCUGGAUCAUAUAAUCGAGAAGAAGCGCACUGUGGUGCCCACGCUGGCUGAAGCAAUCCAGGAUGGGAGGGAGGUGAACUGGGAGUACUUCUACAGACUGCUUUUCACUGCUGAGAACCUGAAGCUGGUGCACAUUGCUUGCCACAAGAAGACCACACACAAGCUGCAGUGUGACCACAGCAGGAUCUACCGGCCCCAGACAGGAUCCAAGAAGAGGCCUGCUCGGAAGCGCCGGUGACACAUGCCAGCCCUCUGUGAAGUGACUGCAGUGGUGACGAGGCUGUUACGCUUACAUUUUGUCACUUAGAAGGUUCUAGAAAAGCCUUUAAGAGUCUCUGACAGAUCUGAGUAUCUUUCCAGUUUGCUCCCCAGCCUCUGACAGCCCAGUGUGCAGAGAACAGUGUUGGGUGCUCACUGUGUCCCUGUGCCAGGGUCUUCAUGCACAUGGCCAGGGCUGAACUUGGCCACUGUGGAAUGGGGGAUGGUGUUAGUUUGUACCUCAGUUUUUAUGGCCACCAUUUCACUGCAAUGGCAGCUCUGACUAUGUUUCUCUGAAAGAAAUGGUGCCUCUGGGGUAAAUGUUUGCAUUUCAUAAUGAACAUGGAGAAUGUUCUCUGCCGAACUGUUUAAAAUGGCAGGUGAGAAGCCUUCCAGAUGUCUCCUGGUGAAAUUACCUGACUGUGGCAUUAUCUUGAGCCAUGUUAAAUUGUUUUUAAUGGGUUAAAUAAUGUCUGUCUGUCAUGAAUCUCAUGACCCAACACUGAUAUAUUUAUGUAUGCACAAUUGGAGCAUGUUUAAGCUUUUAUGUGUAGAGAUGGGAAGCUGUUAAAGGCACAGAUGGCUUACCUGUGCAGAGAAUAACUCUGAAUUCAUGAUACUCCUGCCUCAUUCUUAGAGCUGGGAUUACAUUUGAUAUUAAAUGUGUGUCAGUUUGUGCACAGAGACAGUCUGAGGAAAUGCCACACUGUGAUAGCAAUAAUCCUGAGGUAUUCAGCAGGAUGAUAUUUGAUCACUAAGUACUAAUUUCCUACACCAUGUUUUUUAUAGUACUUGAUUUGUUUUUUGUUUUUGUUUUUCUUCUGAGAUGG
Onychomys torridus (southern grasshopper mouse) is the source of this 2041-nucleotide messenger RNA. It is a transcript of the gene Dffb, whose product is annotated as DNA fragmentation factor subunit beta. Gene Ontology annotation, cellular component: nucleus; cytoplasm. Bases 175 to 1191 code for a protein of 338 amino acids. NCBI's taxonomy places the organism in Eukaryota, Metazoa, Chordata, Mammalia, Rodentia, Cricetidae. The transcript is spliced from 7 exons. The record is from RefSeq and is a predicted model, not a curated record. Gene Ontology annotation, molecular function: DNA endonuclease activity. Gene Ontology annotation, biological process: apoptotic DNA fragmentation; apoptotic process.